Molecule: messenger RNA, 1338 nt
Organism: Anopheles maculipalpis
Lineage: Eukaryota; Metazoa; Arthropoda; Insecta; Diptera; Culicidae
Gene: Prdm13
Product: sal-like protein 1
Exons: 2
Coding region: 1-1338 (445 amino acids)
Cellular component (GO): nucleus
Source: RefSeq, a predicted model, not a curated record
AUGUUUCCAUCGGCCACCUUUGCCCCUACUCCGGGUGUUGAAGGAUCUCCACCGUUCGUGCGAAAGUUUCGUCCAGAUAUUGAUCUCCACCUGAACGUUAGUCCCGAACCGAUGUCCGAUGGGUACGAGGGUUAUGCUGACCUGUCUUCACAGUCGUCCACAUCCGCUACAACGCUUCCAAGACGUGCCGCAUCACCUUCCCCGUCCGUUUGUGCUCUCGGAUUCCUACCGAUUGAUUCCGUAUCGAAGGGUUACGCAGCGGAAGAGGUGUGUCUUAAGGCGGCUCAUUCCACAAUCGGUGCAUCCUCGGUGGGUUCUCGAACGACCAUGAUAAGGAAGUCAUCUUCUACUGGGCUUCUAACGACAAACGAAUCAGCUACGGCAAUGAAAUGCUCCAACUGGAUCCGAUCAAUCCGGCUGGCUAGUGAUGUACGAAGUUUCAAUGCCCUGUUGGAGCUGACAUCGACACAGCUGCUUCGUGUAAGGCUAACGGGCGAUGUGAAUAAUGGUGAGGAGCUGAAGCUGUGGUUCUCGGAGGAUGUUAUAGCGCACAUGCAGAUACCUUUCCUUACGCCUAUUAACAUUCAGCGACAAAAUUGCUACGUUUGCCACCUGUGUCAGAAAUCCUACGAGUAUCCCAAUCCACUUAAAAUCCACCUAGCGACCAGCUGUAACCGUGAACCCAUCUCGAUCCUCUGGCACCGCUUACAUCAAGCUCUUGCCACGCGUUACGGAGGUCCAUUUAAUCCGCUGUACGAGUUUCAACCGUGGCGUAACUCCGCCUUCCGUCCCGUACUGAAUGCACACGUCGUAAAGAUGGAUCACAUUUCACCACCAGCAUCACACCGGCGUAUUCAUCAUCCUCCUCCAGUAGAACCGGUGGCAGCGGACGAACCAACCGGUGCGCAUCUCGUCACCGCUGCCCAUCUCGAAACGAUCGUCAGCAACAUGGGCUCCUCGAAGCAGGGUCAUGUGUGUAUUUACUGUGGGAAGCUGUAUUCGCGCAAGUACGGACUAAAGAUACACAUCCGGACGCAUACCGGAUUCAAACCGCUCAAGUGCCAAUACUGUCUGCGACCGUUCGGUGAUCCAAGCAAUCUGAACAAGCACAUCCGGCUCCAUCGCCAGCAUGAUGGCUCGCUGUACGAGUGUAAUCUGUGUGGGAAGAAGCUGGCCCGGCGGAGGGAUUUACAGCGGCAUCUACAGGCGAGACACAAUAGCACGCAGAUAAUCGAUCAGUCCACCACAUCGGAAGACGACGAUGAUGAUGAUGAUGCUGAGGAUACGGUACAACGCAGAAGUACGAGCAGUAGUGGACGUCGAGAAGCGGACAGUUGA